AUGCCACCUCCACGGGUAGAUGAUGAAGCUCCCUUCCAGGAGUACGGCGACAACAGCCACCGAAACUCCAGCAAUGGCACCCACGACGAAAAGGUGACGACCGGCGAGCGCCGGGCGUCUACAGCUGCCCUGCUACGCAACCCCUUGAUGGGGCUGAGCAGAGACCAGGUUCUCGCUGACGUUGAUGCCUUUGUCGAGGAGAAGGGCCUGCAAGAGCACCGCGAGGAUUUCCGCAAGGGAGCUCUCGUCGCGCAAGUCAACAACCAGGCUGGCGCCUUUGAGCGGAUUGAUAUGCUCACGGAAGAGGAGAAAGGUAUUCUUCGAAAGGAAGAGACUCAUCGUUGGCACCAGCCCUUUGCACUUUACUUUCUCUGUACUCUCUGUGCGGGAUCAGCUAUUGUGCAAGGUAUGGAUCAGACGACAGUAAACGGAGCCCAGGAAUUCUACUUUGUAGAGUUUGACAUCACCAAUGUUUGGAUGAAGGGAUUCACCAAUGGAGCUCCCUACCUCUGCUCUGCCCUCAUCGGAUGCUGGACCAGUCCCAUUCUAAACAAGUGGACUGGACGUCGAGGAACAAUCUUUAUCUCUUGCCUUAUGUCUACUGUUACUGGCUUCUGGAUGGCUGCGUCUACAUCUCUUGGAAACUUUCUUGCUGCUCGUUUCAUGCUCGGGUUUGCCGUUGGCGCCAAGUCUAGCACUACACCUGUGUACUCUGCAGAGUCUACGCCUAAGAACAUCCGUGGCGCACUCACUAUGAUGUGGCAGGCAACCUUCCAAAACGUCACAAUCAUCGGCGGUGAAACAUCACCCUGGCGUUGGAUGAUGGCAUCCACCUCAGUCCCCCCUCUCAUCGUCAUGCUUCAAGUCUACUUCUGCCCCGAGAGUCCCCGCUGGUACAUGGAAAAGGGCCGCUUUGACAAGGCCUACCGAUCAGUGAGGCGACUGCGCUUCUCUGGUGUCCAGGCUGCACGAGACAUGUACUAUGCCUACAAGUUGCUUGAGAUUGAACGUGGUGAGCGAGAGGGACGGAACUUGCUCAAGGAGUUCUUUACUGUUCGUCGAAAUCGACGUGCGGCUCAGAGUGCUUGGUUUUGCAUGUUCAUGCAACAAUUCUGUGGUGUGAACGUCAUUGCAUACUAUUCGACUUCCAUCUUUCAAAACGCCAGCUACAGUCUGUCCGAGGCUCUCCUCGUGUCCAUGGGCGGCGGCAUCAUCAACUUCCUGUUUGCCAUCCCGGCAAUCUACACGAUUGAUACUUUUGGCCGCCGCAAUCUGCUGCUGGUCACGUUUCCUCUCAUGGCAGCCUGUCUCUUCUUCACCGCCGGGACAUUCCAGAUCGACGCGGGCAACGCCUACAGUCAAGCCCGAAUCGGUUGCAUCACCACAGGGUUAUAUCUAUUCAUGGCCGUCUACUCGCCCGGUCUAGGUCCAGUGCCAUUCACGUACAGCGCUGAAGCAUUCCCUCUUCACGUACGAGACAUUGGCAUGGCCUCCAGUACCGCCAUAACAUGGGGAUUCAACUUCAUCAUCAGUCUCACAUGGCCACCCCUGACGGAGAAAAUCACAGAUACUGGUGGCUUCUGUUGGUACGGAGCAUGGAACAUCUUUGGCUGGAUUUUCUGCUACUUCCUCCUCCCAGAGACAAAGAACCUGACUCUGGAAGAACUCGAUAACGUGUUCAACGUCACCAACCGGGAGCAUGCUGGGUACUACAGCAGGAAGCUGCCCUGGUAUUUGAAGAAGUACCUCCUCCGCCAAGAUGUCCUUCCUUUCCCUCCUUUGUACGAGUUUGCGGCCAAUGAUGGGUAUUAUCCCAACGAGAAGCCGUCUACACGUCAUGCGGAGAACUACACCACCAGGACAAACUCUGAGGACGACCAAGUCCUGGCUGGGCGUAAUUAGAUAAAACGCUCGGGGGUCAAGGUUGACAACCAUCAACGCGUUCUCACAUGAGUUUCCUACAUGUAUUUGUAUCACUGAGGGCAGUGGGCUAAAAUGCCCUGGCUGGGAGGAUUGAACUUUGGAUUGAUGCUAUCUCGAGGCUGGUAUUGACCAGUUGUUUUGCAUGCAGUCGGGAAUUACGGUUGUUUAGUUAUGAUAGCGAAUGAAACAAGAUAACCACAGUUUCUUUUUCUUCAUUUCAUGUCGUUUGCUUGGUCGCUGU
Messenger RNA from Fusarium vanettenii 77-13-4, 2164 nucleotides. RefSeq lists its product as uncharacterized. The transcript is spliced from 5 exons. Gene Ontology annotation, biological process: transmembrane transport. Gene Ontology annotation, cellular component: membrane. Lineage: Eukaryota; Fungi; Ascomycota; Sordariomycetes; Hypocreales; Nectriaceae. The coding region runs from base 1 to 1902 and encodes 633 amino acids. The record is from RefSeq and is a predicted model, not a curated record. Gene Ontology annotation, molecular function: myo-inositol:proton symporter activity.